Abrus precatorius (Indian licorice) is the source of this 1682-nucleotide messenger RNA. Its product is annotated as WD repeat-containing protein ATCSA-1. Gene Ontology annotation, cellular component: nucleotide-excision repair complex; Cul4A-RING E3 ubiquitin ligase complex. Gene Ontology annotation, biological process: proteasome-mediated ubiquitin-dependent protein catabolic process; protein polyubiquitination; transcription-coupled nucleotide-excision repair. NCBI's taxonomy places the organism in Eukaryota, Viridiplantae, Streptophyta, Magnoliopsida, Fabales, Fabaceae. The transcript is spliced from 9 exons. Bases 83 to 1402 code for a protein of 439 amino acids. Gene Ontology annotation, molecular function: protein binding. The record is from RefSeq and is a predicted model, not a curated record.
ACCGGGGAGAAAGUAGAAUAGAAGAGGAAGAAGAAGAAGCAGUAGAAAAGUGUUAAGUGUUGAAUCCAAAGAUGCUCGGAACAUGUGGAAGCAGAUCAGAGACAGAGAAGCUGGGAAAUUACGUGCACAUUGUUUCGCGAAUCGCGUGAAGUCCAAUCGCAUUUCCCAACUUCAAUUAUCAAAUCACAAAGACAUCGUUUCCCCUCACAAAGGCUCCAUCAACUGUCUUCAGAUUGAUUCGACAGAGGGAAGAUAUUUGUUAUCUGCCGCAUCCGAUGCCUCCGUUGCCGUUUACGACGUUCAACGACCCACAGUUUCGGAAGCAGGUGGUGUGAUAUCGAAACACAGGUCCAUAUUCGUCGUUGAUAAGCAGCACCAAACGCCUCACAAGUAUGCCGUAUCAUCAGCUAUAUGGUAUCCAAUUGACACGGGAUUGUUCAUCACUGGCUCCUAUGAUCAUCAUAUUAAUGUUUGGGACACUAACACCACGCAGGUGGUGGUGAAUUUCAAAAUGCCUGGGAAAGUUUAUCGGACUGCCAUAUCCAAUUUGUCAACGUCUCACAUGCUUGUCGCUGCUGGCACUGAGGAUGUUCAAGUUCGCCUUUGUGAUAUUGCUUCCGGGGCAUUCACUCACACUUUGUCCGGUCACCGCGAUGGAGUAAUGACUGUUGAAUGGUCUACUUCAAGUGAAUGGGUCUUAGUUACUGGGGGAUGUGAUGGUGCAAUACGUUUUUGGGACAUCAGGCGCGCCGGAUGUUUCCUAGUUUUAAAUCAAUCCCAAACUCAGCUUGGAAGACGCCCACCUAUACUCAAAUGCUCCAUGAUAACUAAGGAUUCAAGUACAAAAUUACGUGCUGCACAAAAGAAGCAUGCCAAUGGAAGUGGUAGCAGACAACUACCAAUUGGCAGAGUUCCAUCCAAGGGACCAGUGAAGCAGAGGUUACAUCCAGGAAUGCUGUCUACGCAGGAUCGUGCAACUGCUCAUUAUGGUGCUGUGACAGGAUUAAAAGCAACAGAUGAUGGCAUGUAUCUACUAAGUGCAGGGUCUGAUUCAAGAUUGAGGUUGUGGGAUAUUGAAUCUGGCUGUGAUACUCUUGUGAACUUUGAAACAGUCCGCCUGCAAAUAAACAAACCUAUCCAAUUAGCCACCACUCAAGAUUCGGCCUUUGUUUUCGUUCCAUGCAUGAGAGCUGUGAAAGCAUUUGACAUGUGGUCUGGGAACACAGACGCUAUAUUGCGUGGCCACUAUGAAUGUGUGAAUUCUUGCUGGUUUAAUCAACAAGAUCAGGAAUUGUACACUGGUGGAAACGAUAGACAAAUUCUUGUCUGGUCACCUGCUAGAUCAAUCGUUGAUGAAAUGGAUGAAGGACCUGCUGAUGAUCAGGAUAGCUGGAGCAACUGAAUCUUGCCUCCAUGUGCUGAUAAUCACAUCUUACUUAGUGUUCUUCAGCCACUUGUGUUAUAUGUUUGUGGGAUUUGUAAAUGUAGGCUUGUUCUGGUUUUGGAGCAUAUGUGAAACGCUUAAAAGCGCAAAACUGCGAAACUGUAUAUUAGUAGCCUAUUGCUUAUGUAGGAUAGACCCUUUUCUUUUAAUCAUUUUUUAAGUAUUAGUCCGUGUAAAUUUUGAUUUGACUCCUUUCCAUGUAAGUUACCGCAUAAAAACUUUUUUCUUAAUGUUUGCU